Molecule: messenger RNA, 3790 nt
Organism: Peromyscus californicus insignis
Lineage: Eukaryota; Metazoa; Chordata; Mammalia; Rodentia; Cricetidae
Gene: Osgin2
Product: oxidative stress induced growth inhibitor family member 2
Exons: 6
Coding region: 1381-3045 (554 amino acids)
Source: RefSeq, a predicted model, not a curated record
GCAACUAUUGAAAAGCCCUACAAUGUAAAACGAAGCCAUAAAGGAAAAAAAUGUAUAAAAGGACAACAGUAUGAAUAUUAGAAGAAACAUAAAAUUAUGUGCCACAUCGCUGAUGCAAAAAUCAAACAAACAAAAAACAAAACAAACAAAAAACAAAAAAACCCACACAGCUUUCCUCUUAAAGGGAAUAAGAAGAAAUUAUUCUGGAGCUAUUUUGAGUGACCAUUGCCUGGGAACACAGAUUUAAAUGACCUCAAAUUUCAUGUUCCAAGUGGAAGCAGUUUUUAUGAGGUUUUACAGAACGAAGAAACCAAGGCAAGUUUAAAGUACAUUCAUAUAUUUUACUAAAGUACAUCGGAGAGGCAGGUGUAGCAAGACGAGGACAGCUUUACUAUAGUCUCAGGAUGCUAGCUAACUGCAUUCUUAGCUUUUGGUUGACGGAAGCUAGUGGUCUGCUAAGUUAAUAGAUUCCAAAAGGUAUUUUAUCUACUAGUCACAAGAUGUUAGUUCACACAUAGAGGUGGCCAAGUAAUGGCUGUUCUGCAAUGCUAGAACUAGCCCAAGAUAAGGUAAUUCGUCUCUGGACCUGUAGCAUUCCAAACUUUCCACUGUAUACUGCAGUUAUAAUCCAUCAGUCUCUGCAGACACAGCUUCUUUCCAGAAAUUCUCCUUCACAACCGUUAACACUUUAAAAGUAAAAAAUAAUGGUCAUACAGGUAUUAUUCCAAAGAGGAGAAAAAGUUUUAAAAAGCCGGUGUAUACACUUUUAGAUAUGGAAUCCUGGAAGCAGGCUGUGUUCUUUCUUUAUUUUAUGAGACAGGGUCUCUCAUAAAGCCCUGGCUGUCCUAUGUAGAUCAGGCUGGAUUUGAACUCAUGGUGAUUCACCUGCUUCUGCCUCUCCAGUGCUGGGAUUAAAGGCAUGCGCCACCAUGCUCUGCCAGGAUGAUUCUCUUAAAAAUCCAGACUCCAGCAUUCUAUAAAACUUAGUACUUCUUUUAAGAACAUAAACAUACACGUUUUAACUGUCCCAAACAAUCAUGACUUACUGGGAGGGGGAACGUUGUCUGUGUAGAACAGCAGGUAGUCAACUGUUUCUAGGGUGUCUACCCCCACCUUUUAACUUUGGACAAAUACCAAAUAGGAUGCACUCCCUAUUCAGGAUUUUCCCGGCUGCCAAUGGAAUCGCAGACACCUGGAAGAACUCACAACAUUUUCUGGCCCUGCCCCUUUCCCCAAAUGUCUCUGCAGGGCUGAGGCCUUCCCCACCCUGGGGAAUGUGGGGGCCGCGCUCUUUAAGAAGGGAGGCUGAACGCGGCCAGGAGAAGCGCCAGGCAUGCGGCCGGGGCACCUGGGGUUUGCGGAACUCUCAGGGUGACCGCGAUGCGGGGGCCGCGGCCGGACGCACCCGAGAUAGUGCGAGGACCUGGGCUCAGAGACUAUAGUGACUCUGAAACUGAAGGAGAGAUUUUUAAUUCUUUAGUGCAAUAUUUUGGUGAUAAUUUGGGGCCGAAAGUUAAAGGAAUGCCAUUAGUUGAAGAAACUUCUUUACUUGAAGAUUCAUCAGUGACGUUACCUGUGGUAAUAAUUGGAAAUGGACCUUCAGGAAUAUGCCUUUCGUAUAUGUUAUCAGGCUACAGACCAUAUUUAUCAUCUGAAGCAAUACAUCCAAAUACAAUCCUACAUAGUAAACUAGAAGAAGCAAGACAUCUCUCCAUUGUUGAUCAGGACUUAGAAUACCUGUCUGAGGGUCUGGAGGGCCGAUCAUCCAAUCCAGUGGCAGUACUUUUUGACACACUUCUUCAUCCAGAUGCUGACUUUGGCUAUGACUACCCAUCCAUUCUGCACUGGAAAUUGGAACAGCACCAUUAUAUCCCUCACUUAGUUCUUGGUAAAGGCCCGCCUGGUGGGGCAUGGCAUAAUAUGGAAGGCUCUAUGUUGACAAUCAGCUUUGGAAAUUGGAUGGAGCUACCUGGACUUAAAUUUAAAGACUGGAUGUCUAGCAAACGAAGGAACUUGAAGGGGGACCGUGUUAUGCCAGAGGAAAUAGCUCGCUACUACAAACACUAUGUAAAUGUCAUGGGUCUUCAGAAGAAUUUCCGAGAGAAUACUUAUAUAACCUCUGUAUCAAGACUCUACAGAGAUCAAGGUGAUAGUAAUGGUAGUCAAGACAGAGAUAUUUCAACAAAGCAUUUACAGAACCAGAAGUCAAAAUUUAUCAAGAGAAACUGGGAAAUCAGAGGCUACCAGCGAAUAGCAGGAGGUUCUCAUGUUCCCUUUUGCCUGUUUGCUGAGAAUGUAGCUCUUGCAACCGGAACGUUGGAUUCUCCUGCCCACCUGGAAGUUGAAGGGGAAGAGUUGCCUUUUGUGUUUCAUUCAAUGCCUGAAUUUGGAGCUGCUCUAAACAAAGGAAAAUUGUGUGGCAGACCGGAUCCAGUGCUGAUUGUAGGUUCCGGCCUUACUGCAGCUGAUGCAGUACUGUGUGCUUACAACAACAAUAUCCCUGUGAUCCACGCAUUUCGCAGACGAGUAACUGAUCCAAGCUUAAUUUUCAAACAGCUUCCGCAAAAGCUGUAUCCUGAGUAUCACAAAGUCUAUCAUAUGAUGUGUACUCAGUCAUACUCUGCAGACUCAGAUCCUUUAUCUGAUUAUACCAGCUUUCCUGAGCACCGUGUGCUUUCCUUUAAGUCAGACAUGAAAUGCAUUCUUCAGAGCGUCUCUGGAUUGAAGAAAGUAUUUAAGCUGUCUGCAGCUGUAGUCCUAAUAGGUUCUCAUCCUAACCUGGCGUUUCUGAAGGAACAGGGGCGUUACCUAGGCCGUAACUCAAGCCAGCCAAUAACAUGCAAGGGUAACCCCGUGGAGGUUGAUGCGUACACCUAUGAGUGUGUGAAAGAAGCCAACCUUUUUGCUUUGGGCCCUUUGGUUGGAGACAAUUUUGUUCGAUUUUUAAAGGGAGGGGCAUUGGGUGUUACACGCUGUUUGGCUACAAGACAGAAGAAAAAGCAGCAUUUGUUUGUUGAAAGAGGAGGAGGAGAUGGGGUAGCUUAAGGAAGGUUUACAGUAAUUUAAAUGGACGCUUACCCAUUAAAGAUUUUUAACAGUGGCUUGCAGUGUAUUGGCUUGAAUGAACUGGGAGGGCCUCCGCUGUCACUCUUCCAAAGUUGGCAAAGCUUGGUGUCCCAAGUUGUAUUAAAGUGUAUCAAAAGUGUCACUCAGACAAAUCCAAACACUGCCAACUUGGUAUCCAUCAUGCUUUCAGUUAACUAGAAUGCUCUUUUCUAACUUGGCAUUUAUAAAGCCAGUCAUUAAGACAGCAAUCAUACUUAAUUCAUAUUGGGUUACCUACUGCUUGAGGGAUGUCCAAGGGCCAGCAGCAUCAGCUUCCUCUGUAGCUCAUUAGGAAUUUAGGCUGACUGCACUUCCAUAAGAUCCCCAAGGGUUAUGUAUUCAUUGAAUGCAGUUUGAAGUCCACUGGCCUAAAUGAACAUGGGCUGUAAAGUAUGUAUGCUGGGGUAGGAUAGGAGGAAGCAUUUUCAACUCAGGUUUUAUUUAUUUUGAAAUUAUCAGUUAUAUAAACCUAAUUUAUUACCAAGUAUGAUGGUCUUUAAAAAUAUUUUUACUGUUGAAACAUAGGUAAGUAUUUGAUAUCCUUACUUUCUCGUAAUUUAACAUUUUAAUAAUGCUGACAUCCAAGAAUCCACCAAGGUACUUUUCAGAGAUUUAUUCUGUUUAGCCACCAUAACAUCUAAUGAAUCUGAUUUGCAAUUCAAUAAAUUGUGGACGGAACUACUUA